Molecule: messenger RNA, 3687 nt
Organism: Macrobrachium nipponense
Lineage: Eukaryota; Metazoa; Arthropoda; Malacostraca; Decapoda; Palaemonidae
Product: two pore channel protein 1-like
Biological process (GO): monoatomic ion transport; transmembrane transport
Cellular component (GO): endosome membrane; lysosomal membrane
Molecular function (GO): voltage-gated channel activity; monoatomic ion channel activity
Source: RefSeq, a predicted model, not a curated record
AUAUUAUGAACGAAGCCGAACGAAGUGUCAACAAACAUGGAGGAAACUCCAACUGAAGGUGGGAGGUUCGGAACAGAAACAUUUGCCAGCCUUUUCCUUCCUCCAGAUGACGCCGAAAAUUCCCAGGCUGGAACCUCAAACCAAAAUAGGGAAACUGGAGAUACAAAAAAUUCAGAUGUCCCCAAUGAAUUCAGUUCCACUGGCUUAGAAUCCAGUACUUCCAGCUAUAGACAACUUCAAAAUCCUGUCUCUGCAACACCUAUUAGUAGUAUUAACACAAGCUGGGAGAUGAACUACCAUGAAGCUGCAAUAUAUUUAGAGGAAGGGCAAAAUAAUGACAAGUUCAACAGUCACCCAAGUGACCGAAAUGCACUCCCUGCUUAUCUACUUACACACAACCAUUGGUUUUAUUCACUGGAUUUGGCAGCAGCUCUUCUUCUCAUGGCUUUAGCUGUUAUUGAGAAACCAGCAGUAUUUACAAAUGUCCCUGUAGGAGUCCAUGCCUCCAUUGAACUGUUUGGUCUCUUUUUACUGGGUAUAUCGAUUGUUAUGCAGUUGAGAUGGCUUGGUUUCCGUACCUUCAUUAGGCACAAGAGAUCCAUGGUCAAGACUGUGUCCUGGAUUGUGAUGUUUUUGGAGGCUAUUGUUGUGAUAGUGCGUAAUGAAACGCAUUUUCGUGUGACAAGAUCUCUGCGCCCUAUUUUCCUUGUUGACAGCAGAUACAUGGGUGGCGUUCGCAGGUUCCUGCGCCAGAUUUUACAGUCAGUGCCACCUAUUUUAGAAGUUCUAGGCAUCCUCCUAUUUAUCUUAAUAAUAUUUACAACCUUGGGAUUCUAUUUCUUCAGUCCAAACAAAGAAGAUCCUUACUUUUCAACUUUCCUCCAAGGAUUUGUUUCCUUGUAUGUUUUGCUCACCACAGCAAAUUUCCCAGAUGUGAUGAUGCCAGCAUAUGCCAAAAGCCGUUGGAGUGCAGCCUUCUUCAUAGCUUUUUUAGCCAUCAAUUUGUAUUUCCUCAUGAAUUUGAUGCUUGCCAUUGUUUUUGUGGUUUUUAGUGACAUUGAGAAAGGCAAAUUUAGGAAGCUCCUGUUACAUAAACGGCGGGCAUGUCAGCAUGCAUUUCGUCUUCUUGUAACUCGAUCACAACCCAAGCACAUUCCCUUCCGUCAUUUUAUUGGUCUUAUGAAAUAUUUUAGACCUCAUUUAAGUCAUCGAGAUGCAUACCUCUCAUUUAAGGCAAUGAACAAGAGUGAGACAGGUCUGGUUAGUCUCACAGAAUUUUACAACAUUUAUGAUGUUUGUGAGUAUAAAUGGAAACCAUACCAGCCUCCUGAUCCCUGGUUUGUUGAUCUCCCUAGCCCAUUCCGUUGCUGCUGCUUCCUUAUCCGAAGGUUUGUCAUGUGGAGCUGGUUUCAGCUUAUCAUCUAUUUCGUUAUCAUUGUGAAUGGCAUUACCCUCUUGGUUACUACUAUCAUGAUCUCGGCGAGUGGGGAGCCCAUCUCUUAUGAUGUUAAUGUCAGUUGGGCCCAAGUGGCAUUUGUUGUUUUUUAUGUAUUAGAAGCUAAUAUCAAGAUGAUUGGACUUGGCCUUAAAGAAUAUUUUGGAUGUGGUUGGAACGUGUAUGAUUUUAUCGUAACUUUACUGGCAAUUGCUGGAAUCAUUGCAGAGCAAUUUUCCAGUUCCUUCUUCUAUAUAGUGAUCCUGCGACCAUUAAGGUUACUAAGACUGUUUCGGAUAAGAAGACGCUACAGAGAUGUCUUCCAGACCCUUUUCAUCCUUCUUCCUCGUGUGUUGUCUGCGAUUGUUGUGAUUAUCAUUACGUAUUACUUCUUUGCUGUAAUUGGCAUGGAAUUGUUCUCACAGUAUGAAAUGAAAAAUUGUUGUGUGAACACAACAGUGGAGCAGUUUUACAAAGAUGACAAUACAACAAUUUAUAUCAACUAUUAUUUCCUGAACAACUUUGAUAACCUUUUUAUAGCAGGAGUGACUCUCUUUGAACUUACAGUCGUCAAUAAUUGGUUCAUUAUCAUGGAAGAGGAGAAUACUAUAAACAUCAGUGUCUUCCUGAAUAGAGAUGAACUUCGACGUAUUUAUAGCAGUGCAACUGAUACUAGAACCUUGCAGCAGUAUGCAGCAGUUUUAGAGCGAGAGGGUAUGGUCCAGUAUGUAGGCACAAGGAGGAGGACAAGAGAUGUCUUGCAAAGGCGUAUGUAUCAAGAAGAAAUAAAAAAGUGGCUCGAGUCAGAUGACCAAGAAAGCCAAGCUAACCCAGCAGAGGUUGCACCAGAGUUAAAUUCAUCCCAUGAGAGUCCUCCAAUCAAUUUUAGUGUCUUGGGUUCAUCUGAAGUAGUUCCUCAACAGACACCACCCUCCAACUUUGGAUCCCUUAAUAUCAAUGGGUCAGUCAGCAGCAUCCAAGAGGAAACGUGAUGUUUGUGAGGUUGUGAUUAAUGUAUCUGUCUUGUACAUAUUGUUGCGAGAUUUGUAAUAGAAUUUUAUCAUAAGUUGUUUGACAGUUUUGAACCAAUGUACAUACAGAGAUAAACAAGAUUUCAAUUACUGUAACAAUACUUUUAGACCCCUAAUUUAUAUUGAAUCUUCUUACUAUAAGUAGUUACUAAUGUAUAGACGUUUGUUCUCAUUUGUUAUUAUCCACUUUUGUGAAAUAAUGUCCUUUAAAAGUAUUUAAAUUUUGAGUUGUGGUAAUUUACAUGUUUUACUUCAAAAAUUUCAAUAUUUAAAGACUUUUUGGUAAACUACUUAAAUUGCUGCAGAUUGGGUAGUUUGUAUUUAUUGCUAGUUUAUAUCCUCGAUAUGUUCUAAGCAAAUAUCUCUACUGCUUAUUUGAUUGGUAAUAUUGAUAAGUAGUAGUAAUGGUAUUUUUUCCUUUUUUUUAUCUGCUUUCAUUAAGGUUUAGAUUUACAUAAUUAAAAUCUCAGAACUUUGUUAUUUUCUAAAUCUGAAAUUAACAGUUUGAUAAUUGAAUAAUUGUUUUGUGUACAGAAACCUAGAGCGUUGCUUAAUGGCACUUAGUAGGCUAUUACUGAUUGCAUGUUUGUCACUUGAGGUUGUGAAAGAAUUUGACAGUAUUAUAUUUUAUCAGAGGUAGAAAGAAAAUAGCUUGAGUUCAUAUAAGUUUUAAGAGUACAGGUUAUAUAUGUAGUAUAUGUAGCCUGAGUUUUAAGAAUUUAGGCUUAUGAUGACAUUACAGCUUUAUAGUAGUAUCAUCUUUGAUUUUGUUGUCUAGGCUGUAGGUGCAGUACAUGUAACAGGAAUUUUGAUUUAGGUUGAAGGUUCUUCUUGUGUUUUAAAUUAUUCAAUAUGAGUGUUUUUGUGUGCAUCCAUGUUUUGUUUUUGAAUUACAUUAGAUGAAAAACCCUCUAUGAAGGAUUCUUGUACAUCAAGUAUUACAACUCUUAGAGAAGAAAGUAACCUUAAUAGUAUUCAUAUAUAGAGAAUUGUUGGUUAUUUGUAUGGAUAUCAGGGGAAACACAUCUAGAUUCAUGAAUUUUGUGAUGUGAUUGUGGUAUUGUAACGUAUGAUCUUUGGGGUUUUAACUUAUGAUUCUAGGGAUCUUAUGAUUUAAGAUUAUAUAACUUCAUAAGUUUGGGAUGAUAAUACUGGUAUGAACAAUUUAACAAUUUGUCACCCAUGCCUACAAUUUUUUUUUGCACAGAUUACAUUUCAGAC